UGUUGUACUCUAUACUUUAUAUUUAGCCAUUUUGCCAAAAUGUAGACAUUAGAUGCAAACUGGGAGACCAUCAGGGUAUCUGGAAUGUCCCACUGAAAGUCGACGCCAUUCCCAACUCCAGUAGUACUAGUACACACUAUAUGAAGCAGAGGAAAACAGAGUACAGUGAUUGAAACAGUGAUAUGAAAAUGAAAUCAGAGGCUUUGACGUUGGUGCUGGUCAAUCUGGCUGGCAUUAUGGAGAGAGCUGAUGAGGCGUUGUUGCCAGGCGUGUACAAGGAGGUUGGUGAAGCUCUACACAUCGAUCCAACUGGGUUGGGCUCACUCACUCUGUUCCGAUCCUUAGUGCAGUCUUUAUGUUACCCAAUAGCUGCAUACUUAGCUCUUCGCCACAACCGUGCCCAUGUCAUUGCUCUUGGCGCUUUUCUCUGGGCUGCUGCCACUUUCUGUGUUGCCAUCUCCUCCACCUUCUUUCAGGUGGCGGUCUCUCGAGGUUUAAAUGGAAUUGGACUUGCAAUAGUUAUACCUGCUAUUCAAUCCCUUGUUGCUGAUUCAACUGAUGAUAGCAACCGUGGUUUGGCUUUUGGAUGGCUGCAACUGACAGCAAAUCUUGGAUCCAUAAUUGGUGGGCUGUGUGCUGUACUUUUUGCUGCAACUUCUAUCAUGGGUAUACCUGGUUGGAGAAUUGCUUUUCAUCUGGUCGCAAUCAUAAGUGUCAUAGUUGUUGGUAUAUUAGUCCGCCUUUUUGCAAAAGAUCCACGUUUCUAUGAGAGCACUAGUAUAACUAGAAAUCAAAUUCAAAAGCCUUUUUGGUCAGAUGUGAAGGACCUAAUUCAUGAAGCAAAGUCAGUUAUUAGAAUCCCAUCUUUCCAGGUAAUUGUGGCUCAGGGUGUUUUUGGAUCAUUCUCUGGGUCAGCUUGGUCGUUUGCUCCUAUGUGGUUGGAACUUGUAGGUUUCUCCCACGAAGAAACAGCAUUCCUUUGGACUAUACUAGUAAUUGGUGUUUCACUUGGGGGUCUGUUUGGUGGGUGGAUGGGGGAUAUUGUUGCAAAGCGUUUACCUAAUACUGGAAGAAUAAUCUUGUCACAGAUAAGCUCAGGUUCGGCCAUUCCUUUAAUAGCACUUUUCCUGCUUGUACUGCCUUAUGAUCCAUCUACGGCAUUCAUGCAUGGACUGGUAUUGUUCAUUAUUGGAUUUUGUGCAUCUUGGGAAGCUCCAGAAACUAACAAUCCAAUCUUUGCAGAAAUAGUCCCUGAGAAGUCUCGUACAAGCAUCUAUGCUUUGGAUCGAUCUUUUGAGACUAUACUAGCAUCAGUAGCUCCUGCAAUAGUUGGGAUUUUGGCUCAGAAUGUAUAUGGUUAUAAAGCAAAUCGGGAAGGAUCUUCUAACUCUUUAGAAAUUGAUGAAACAAAUAGAGAAAAUGCUGCAUCACUCGCCAAGGCACUCUAUGUAGCAAUUGGUUUUCCAUCGGCAAUUAGCUGCUUCAUCUACUCAUUUCUCUAUUUCACAUACCCACAAGACCGCGAAUGGGCAAGAGUGAAUUCAUUGAUAGUGUCAGAAAUGCAACAGCUUGAGGCUAAUGAUUCUUCUUCAAGUGAAAUUGACAUUAAUGACAAGUCAACUCUGCUUUCCCUAUCAGCUAACAUUCACAGACAUGGAAGGAUGAUGAACUCAAACAAUAAAAAGACUUAAUGGGCAAUUCAUUGUGUGUUUGCUUCUGAAGUUUCUUAAAAUAAACAUACCGUUAGGUUUUUAGUGUUGUCCAAUUCCAUGGCAUUUGCUUUUAAUCCAAUUCUAGAUUGUUGGUGUAAAAUAGCAUGAUGUGUAAAUCUAUAAAUCUGACUAGAAGAGUCUUGAAAUAUUGAAAUUUAUAGCUCGCUUGAACGAGAUCAAGACUUGCUCAAGCUAGAUGGAAGAGGCGAGC
Molecule: messenger RNA, 1923 nt
Organism: Quercus robur (English oak)
Lineage: Eukaryota; Viridiplantae; Streptophyta; Magnoliopsida; Fagales; Fagaceae
Exons: 4
Coding region: 183-1691 (502 amino acids)
Biological process (GO): transmembrane transport
Cellular component (GO): membrane
Molecular function (GO): transmembrane transporter activity
Source: RefSeq, a predicted model, not a curated record